CGCGCCUCUUUUAUUAACGGCUCCAAGAACCGCGGCCGGGCCUCUAUCUCGUUCCCGGUGGACAACCCAAAAAGGCAAAAAAAAAAAAAAAAGAGCUCUCCUUUUUCGUUCCUAAUUUAUUCGCGUUCUUCUGUUUUUCUCUGGCGUAAUCGAAGGCCGUGGUAUAUCUAUUUCUCCAGCGGAAGAGUUGAAAGAGUCGGGUAAUUGCGACGAUGGCCGAGGAUGGUCACAGAGUCACCCUGAAUGUGUAUGAUCUCAGCCAAGGACUAGCUCGCCAGCUUUCGGUGACAUUGCUAGGCAAGGCCAUUGAGGCCAUAUGGCAUACAGGAGUGGUGGUAUACGGAAAUGAAUAUUAUUUCGGGGGAGGUAUUCAGUGUGAUCCUGCUGGAAUGACGCCUUAUGGUACACCCCUCCGGGUGAUUGAGCUUGGGGUAACUCAUGUGCCUAAGGAAGUAUUUGAGGAAUAUUUGCGAGAGAUCGGCCCACGUUACACUGCUGAGACCUAUAAACUUCUCAGCCACAACUGCAACAAUUUCAGCAAUGAGGUUGCUCAGUUUCUGGUUGGGACUACCAUCCCAGACUAUAUCCUCAAUCUUCCAAAUGAAGUUAUGAACAGUCCAAUGGGUCCUCUAAUAUUACCCAUGAUUCAACAGUUGGAAUCGACAUUGAGAGCUGGUGCAGUUCCUCAAGCUCCUCAGUUCACACCUGCUGCUGCCAUGGCUCAGCCUUCUGGACCUAAGAUUGUCAUUUCAAGCCCAGGCAGUUGUGCAAACCCUGUGAAGUUGGAGGACCAGAUGGCAGAUUCCAAGGGCACAUCAGUUACCACUUCUCCUGAACCAAGGGAAGUCCCUCCUGCACAACAGGAGAAGAAACCUUCUGCCAGUGACCUCCUUGGGGAUGCUCGGAGUAAGGUGCAGGAAGAGAUUACCAAAGAGUUUGCAGCGAUCAUGGCUACUGGAACACUCCGGGCAAGUGAAGCAGCGGCACUUGCCACAAGGAGAGUGAUGGAGAGGCAUGGACGCUUAAAUAUGCCUAUGCAACAGAGUUGAAGAGAAGAUGCGUAGAUUGGAUAUGUCUCUCAUAGGAUAAACUAAUAUCUGACCAUUCUUAUGGGGCCAUCUGCCUUUUUGCUUGUAUAACUGCAAACUGUAUCCAACAACAGAAUCAAUUCAAUACUGUGAUAAAAGUACUGCCAAUGUUCAAUGAAGACUUCAGUUAAUUAAAUCACAUAUAGCUUCUCUAA
This is a messenger RNA of Elaeis guineensis (African oil palm), 1243 nucleotides long. RefSeq lists its product as uncharacterized. NCBI's taxonomy places the organism in Eukaryota, Viridiplantae, Streptophyta, Magnoliopsida, Arecales, Arecaceae. The record is from RefSeq and is a predicted model, not a curated record. Gene Ontology annotation, molecular function: peptidase activity. Gene Ontology annotation, biological process: protein modification by small protein removal.